UAUAUAUUGUUUGCUUUGGCGGACAUCCUGCGGUCCCAUCAAUAUAUAUUUCCAUGAGAGAAAGAUAUCAUUUCAGUAAGGUUUUAUUGUCUAGUUAUAGUCUCACAACAGUAACUUACAUGCUAACAGCUAUUGUGGGGUAUCUCAUGUAUGGAGACAACGUAGAUUCACAAAUAACUCUGAAUCUACCAAGUGGAGAAGUUAGUGCAAAAGUGGCCAUAUAUUCCACUUUGCUUAUUCCAAUUACAAAGUAUGCAUUAGUGAUAACCCCAGUUGCAACUGCACUUGAACGUGAGCUUUCACCUGCAAAUUACAAGAAUUGGAGACCUUUACGAAUGCUUAUCCGAAUCGGAUUGCUUACGAGCACGGCAAUUGCGGCACAUGUAUUUCCAUAUUUUGAGAACCUCAUGGCCAUUAUCGGUUCUAUAUUUGUUGUGGCAGCUUCAUUUGUACUCCCAUGCUUGUGCUAUUUGAAGAUUGUUGUUUCACUCAAUGGUUGGAGCAGUAAGUUGAUGGGUGUUGUAGCAAUAAUAGUAUUUGGAAGUGUAGCAGGAAGUUUAGGGACCUAUUCAGCCUUUGUAGACCUUUUACAAAAUGUUUAGAACAUGUUCUAAAGUUU
This is a messenger RNA of Juglans regia (Persian walnut), 619 nucleotides long. RefSeq names its product amino acid transporter AVT1I-like. Gene Ontology annotation, cellular component: plasma membrane. The record is from RefSeq and is a predicted model, not a curated record. Bases 54 to 602 code for a protein of 182 amino acids. The transcript is spliced from 2 exons. NCBI's taxonomy places the organism in Eukaryota, Viridiplantae, Streptophyta, Magnoliopsida, Fagales, Juglandaceae.